AUGCCGGAUAUCCCUAUAGUUGUUUUGGGGAGCGGUGGUGUUGGAAAGAGUUGCCUGACUAUUCAGUACAUUCAGGGUCAUUUCGUUGACAAGUACGACGCCACCAUUGAGGAUGUGUACCGCAAGCCUAUCGACCUUGACAACCAACCUGCCGUGCUAACAAUAGUAGAUACAGCAGGACAAGACGCCUUUGGUGCGAUGCGUGAUCAGUACUUGCGGAAGGGGCAAGGCUUUGUCCUUGUAUAUAGCAUCACCGACGCGGAGAGCUUUCAGCAGCUGAAGCGGAUAUAUGCGCAGCUGCGCCGCGUAAAGGGUGAAAAAUCAGUUCCCUGCGUGGUGGUUGGAAACAAGAUUGACGAGGUGCACUACCGGGCGGUAAGCGCGGAGCAGGGCAGUUUGUUUGCGGCGCAGGCGGAGUGUCCCUUUCUUGAAGUGACCGCCAAAAAUCGAAGGAUGGCAGAAGAAGUGUUUGAAACGCUUGUGCGUACCAUUCGAAACGGGGGAAAUGCGUGCGAGCAGCAGCAGCAGCAGCAGCAGCGGCAUGCAAACGGUGUGGGGGAGGCUCCUCGCAUCGAUGCAACAGGGAUAGGAAUGAGGCCCCACGCAGGCGGCAACGCGGGGCCGCAGCUUGUGGCACCCCCCGCUGUUUCACCGCGUCCUUAUCCAAAGAAAAGGAAAAGUAGAUGCUUUCUGCUAUGA
Trypanosoma conorhini is the source of this 699-nucleotide messenger RNA. Its product is annotated as putative small GTP-binding protein RAB6. Gene Ontology annotation, cellular component: plasma membrane. Gene Ontology annotation, molecular function: GTPase activity; GTP binding; GDP binding. The coding region runs from base 1 to 699 and encodes 232 amino acids. The record is from RefSeq and is a predicted model, not a curated record. The transcript has a single exon. Gene Ontology annotation, biological process: Ras protein signal transduction. Lineage: Eukaryota; Euglenozoa; Kinetoplastea; Trypanosomatida; Trypanosomatidae.